AUGACUCUUCGUCAACGGCGGGCCGAGGCGCGAGCACAAAUGCGUGCAGCGCAAAGCGGAUCGCGGCGCUCAGCAAACGGCACAGCAAACGGCGCUGAGGCUGAAUAUGAACGCGAAACUAUAGUGGCUCAAGAACUAGAAACUACCCUUCAACCGAUCAUCGACAUAUUCUGCGCGGCACUGGGUGAAGCCCUGGAAGAUGAGGACGCGCUGCGAGCGCGAGUGCAGGAGGUCAAGGGUGCGCUAUUUGCGCGUGAGUACGCGGCAGCGUUUGGGAGCGUGGAGAACCUUGAGGCUUAUGUUGCGCGGUGGUCGCCGGCGCGGGCGUUAGCAUACCAUGACGUGUUUACGAAGGCCAAUGGGGAUAAGGAGAACUGUGUGCUUGAGGCUGUGACAAAGGCUCGUGGAGAUGCUCGUGUGUUGUGUGUUGGAGGUGGUGCAGGAGCAGAGGUGGUGGCAUUUGCUGGAGUUUUGCGGAAAAUAUAUCAGUCCCUGGGACUCUCUGUGGGUCCCUUUGAUGACGACGAGGAUGAGGAUGGAGAAGAAGAGGGUGAAGAAGAAGAAGAAGAAGGUAAAGAGGAUGGAGAUAAAGAAGAUAAAGAUACCGAUAAGAAUACUGAGAAAAUUGCAGGAACAGGCCCGAAGCUUGUGGUGACUGCAAUUGACAUUGCAGAUUGGUCUCAGAUUGUGACUCGAUUGGAUUCCACAAUUAACAAUCUCUGGUUCCCCCAACCUGACAAUCAACCCCCCCGGUUUUCUGUCAAGUUUCUGCGUGCAGACGUUCUGGCUCUUUUCUCUACAGCAAGUGCGCCGGUGUGCAAACUUCUGGCUGCGCAGCAAGUGGUAACUACCAUGUUUACAAUCAAUGAAUUAUUCAAGGCGAGCCGUGCGCGGGCCAUGCAGUUUCUGGCCACGCUAAAGGCUGGAUGUACAACACCUGGGGCUCUUCUUGUAUUUGUGGAAAGUGCUGGGUCGUACUCGGAUAUCCAGGUUGGAUCCAAAACAUUCCCUGUACAAUUUUUGAUCCAUCACACGUUGACGGCUCCUGAAGAGGGAGGGAAAGUGGCAUGGGAACGAGUUGUUCACAGUGACUCGCAAUGGUACCGUGUUCCGGAGACAUCAUUUGCUACGCUUGAGUACCCGCUUAAACUGGAAAACAUGCGCUACUUUAUCAGCGUUUAUAGAAGAUUAUAG
Messenger RNA from Magnusiomyces paraingens, 1194 nucleotides. RefSeq lists its product as uncharacterized. The transcript has a single exon. The record is from RefSeq and is a predicted model, not a curated record. Lineage: Eukaryota; Fungi; Ascomycota; Dipodascomycetes; Dipodascales; Dipodascaceae. The coding region runs from base 1 to 1194 and encodes 397 amino acids.